Aedes albopictus (Asian tiger mosquito) is the source of this 2389-nucleotide messenger RNA. Its product is annotated as transcriptional activator GLI3. Gene Ontology annotation, molecular function: DNA-binding transcription factor activity, RNA polymerase II-specific; RNA polymerase II cis-regulatory region sequence-specific DNA binding. Gene Ontology annotation, cellular component: nucleus. The record is from RefSeq and is a predicted model, not a curated record. Gene Ontology annotation, biological process: regulation of transcription by RNA polymerase II. The transcript has 4 exons. NCBI's taxonomy places the organism in Eukaryota, Metazoa, Arthropoda, Insecta, Diptera, Culicidae. Bases 215 to 1960 code for a protein of 581 amino acids.
CGAGCCGCACCAGUUGACAAAAUUCCCAUCCUCCAAGCGGCUAAUGAGUAGCGUGAUUCAUGUCGAACCGGUCGGAGGUCAUUGGCGCUCCGCUCGUGAGGGAUUAAUCUAUUGGCUGUUUAUUAGUGCAGUGAUAAGCGGUGAUUUGGUAGAUGACUGUCGUAAAAAACAAAAGCGAAAAAUGGACAAAUCCGGUUGGCCAACUCUGCCCUGAAUGGGAUUAUCGCCGUUGUACUUCCUGCCAUCGCAGUCGGUGAACGUGACAAAUGAUCGACUCGGAUACUUUCCAAUAACUCCGCCGUAUCAUCACCAGUACGAUUACGUACCCCCAUCGGGUCUUGGAGCAAUGCAGUCCCCAACAAGAAAGACUUCAACGGGUUCUUCAUCCCCAACGACGGCUUCAUCUGCCGGAUCAGCAUCCUCGUCCGGAAUGCUGGGGCCCAUCGACCAUGGCCAGUCGUUGUAUUUUUACAUGAAUGCAGCUGGGAAGGAGGAAAUUACAUCAGUGCCAUUAUCGCCACCGCACACGCCACCACUAUUGUACACGACGCCCGGCGAGGGAGGCAGCAACUUUCUAGCCGGAAAUGACACCAGCGCUGCAACCGAUGCGGUCGCCGAUCAAUACGGAUUACCAUCGGACCUGAACGGGGACAACGGUGGCGCCAACUAUAAUUUGGCUGGCGGAAAUAGCCGGUGGAGCAAUAAUCGUAACAAUGACGAUGCUGGUGACGGCCAUGCCAGUGACAGUAAUGAGGGGCGCUUAUUCCCAGCACGAAAUUCCGUUAUCAUGAAGGUGGAAAACCAGCAAGUGGUGCCCCUGCUCGGAGAGGAGGGUUCCCGUGCAAUCGACCGGUUCGUGUGCAAGUGGGAGAACUGCUAUUGCGUGUUCUUCAAACUGGAAGAUCUGGCAAGUCAUGUCACGGCCAAGCAUGCCGUCGUCGGGCUCGGCGGUUUGUACUACUGCCGAUGGGAAAACUGUUUACGCCAGGAUCGGGGCUUCAAUGCCCGCUACAAGAUGCUGGUGCACGUUCGUACCCACACCAAAGAAAAACCGCACCAAUGUGGAAAGUGCGGAAAAUGCUUUUCGCGAGCGGAGAACCUGAAAAUCCACCUUCGUUCUCACUCAGGCGAAAAACCAUACGUUUGCCCGGUUGAGGGAUGCUUCAAAGCUUAUUCUAAUUCUUCAGACCGGUUCAAACACACACGCACCCAUUCAAACGAUAAGCCAUACAUGUGCAAAGUCGCUGGAUGCCUCAAGCGCUACACCGAUCCAUCAUCGUUGCGAAAGCACGUGAAAACCUUCAAACAUAUCAACCUGCUAGUAUCCCUGCCGCCAGAGCCCACAGAUUCUAAUUUCCAUCUCAUUCACCCUCAUCCGGCUAGCUAUCCUUCGGUACGAUACCGCAGUCAAAGCUCUGGAAGUCCCUGCAAGAUGGCAAGCGAUAACUCAUAUACCGACGACAGCCGAGCAUCUAGUACGACCACAACCGCCAGCAGUCCGGAGCUGGGCGACAGCGAAGAUAAUAAUGUGCUAAUUGAUGUCGUCAACGUCGACAAGUGUGAUGAAAAAUUAAUCUUCAAUGACUAUCGUUUCUUCCCGAGCCGAAAGCCCACGGGCCCUGCCGAUGACUGGCCGUCGGGAUAUCGGGGAAGAGCAUCGCUGUCCCCUCUGCUGAACGUAACCGAUAGAUUCCUAGAGGACCGAUACGAUGGGCAGUUCCUUUAUGAACCUGGACCGGAAUAUCGCCAUCAGCCAGGUAGUAGCAUCUCGAAAGGCUUCCUAGAGUCUGGAUCCACCUCUAUACAUUGUGGAAAGGGAGACGAUGAGGGUUUGUUACCAACGGCCGUAGAAGACGAUGAUUUGUGCAGUGCUAUACGCCGAUUGAACAACACUCGCAUUACCGGAGUACAUGCCAUGGAGGUUGAUGGACCAAUGGAUCUCAGUAUACAUCAUCGAUAACAUUGAGGGAUAUGUUUUGGCCUUGGAUCGAUACAUUUGUGUUCUUCAUGCAGCUAAAUAUAUAGUUCAUUGAACUAGCUUGUUUAGGCUACGUUUAGGUGCUCUCAUCAAAUGGAAAUCUUACAAAAAUGCCGCUUCUUAAGGUGAAACAUUGAAACAUUGUAAGUCACUAGCUUCUGUUGUGACAGUUGAAAUCGAUUCCCGGUAGGUAACUACAAGUCCCCAAGUGAGCCACGAGUUUAGUGAAAUGAACGAAAGUUGACUGUGUAAGCAUUUUCACAACCAAUCAAUAAAUACCUUGUGUCGUUGAAAUUUAAUCUGGUUAGUUCAAACCUAUUGGGAAAUUUUGCGUAACACAUGAGAUUAUAAAUUAAAAGCAUGUGAUGAUUGCAGAGUUUGUUCUUAUGAUAAAUAUACAAAUCUAUUGAA